This is a messenger RNA of Ochotona curzoniae (black-lipped pika), 4126 nucleotides long. It is a transcript of the gene RCBTB1, whose product is annotated as RCC1 and BTB domain containing protein 1. The coding region runs from base 583 to 2178 and encodes 531 amino acids. The transcript has 14 exons. The record is from RefSeq and is a predicted model, not a curated record. Gene Ontology annotation, molecular function: protein binding. Lineage: Eukaryota; Metazoa; Chordata; Mammalia; Lagomorpha; Ochotonidae.
CUGUCCCCCUGCCCCAUUCCCUGUUACCUCUUUCCUCAAUUCUUUUUUUUUUUUUCUGCUUUAGGUGAUGUAUAGUGUAAAGGCAGGACUUUGUCACCAUAGCAGUUUAACAUGAUGAAGGAUGUGGAAGCCAUUGUGAUGGAUGCUAUUUACCCUGUUUGCUAAUUGAAACUCAAGGUAGAGUCGCCUUCUGAUCUAAUCCUCUGGUUGUUGAGGAAGUAACCCGAAGUCUUUUCACUUCUGCCUGUUUGCCUGAUAUGAAGCAUUUCCCAUGGCCCGUGAAAAACAGAGGUGUUCUUAAGGCUCCUUGAGAAGAGUUCCUUGACCAAGCUGAGCCAGCUGAAGGAACUGGGGCUGAAUCGGUUGAUUCUGUUUUGCCCAAAUAACACAGCAGAGAAGCUCAGGGCAGGAAAAAGAGUGUUAAGAGAGGAGACGCUAACUUGAGUUUACUGUGGGAACGACACUCUGAAGUCCCUAGGAGUGAUAAGGAUGGCAAAGCCCAGGACUGGAAGCAGGAUUAGAUCCAUUGCUUGGGAAGCAGAAAUGUUGGCUGACUUGUAGGACUUGCUUGAAGCCAGAGUCAUGGUGGAUGUGGGAAAGUGGCCCAUCUUCACUCUGCUGUCCCCUCAAGAGAUCGCCUCGAUCCGGAAAGCAUGUGUCUUUGGCACCUCUGCCAAUGAAGCCUUGUACGUCACUGACAACGAUGAGGUCUUUGUAUUUGGACUGAAUUACAGUAACUGUCUAGGAACUGGAGAUAAUCAGAGUACCCUUGUACCCAAGAAGCUGGAAGCCUUGUGUGGGAAGAAGAUUAAAAGCCUUAGUUAUGGGAGUGGGCCGCACGUUCUUCUCAGCACCGAAGAUGGAGUGGUUUAUGCCUGGGGCCACAAUGGAUACAGCCAGCUGGGGAAUGGGACCACCAACCAAGGCAUUGCUCCCAUCCAAGUCUGUACCAAUCUUUUGAUCAAGCAAGUGGUUGAAGUAGCCUGUGGCUCACAUCAUUCAAUGGUUCUGGCAGCUGAUGGAGAGGUAUUUGCCUGGGGCUACAACAACUGUGGCCAGGUGGGGUCAGGGUCCACAGCCAAUCAGCCAACUCCUCGCAAAGUCACCAACUGUUUACACAUCAAGCGGGUAGUCGGCAUUGCCUGUGGUCAGACUUCCUCCAUGGCUGUUCUGGACAAUGGAGAGGUGUAUGCUUGGGGCUACAAUGGCAACGGUCAGCUGGGCUUGGGCAACAAUGGCAAUCAGCUGACACCUGUGCGUGUGGCAGCUCUGCACAGCGUGUGUGUGAACCAGAUUGUCUGCGGCUAUGCACAUACCCUAGCACUAACAGACGAGGGCUUGCUCUAUGCCUGGGGAGCUAACACGUAUGGGCAGCUGGGAACUGGCAAUAAAAAUAACCUGCUAAGCCCAGCACACAUCAUGGUGGAGAAGGAAAGGGUAGUGGAGAUCGCAGCCUGCCACUCUGCGCACACGUCCGCCGCCAAGACCCAGGGCGGGCACGUGUACAUGUGGGGCCAGUGCCGGGGCCAGUCGGUGAUCCUGCCUCACCUCACCCACUUCUCCUGCACCGACGACGUCUUCGCCUGCUUCGCCACGCCCGCCGUCUCCUGGCGCCUGCUCUCUGUGGAGCAUGAAGACUUUUUAACCGUGGCGGAGUCACUGAAGAAAGAAUUUGAUAGUCCAGAAACUGCCGACCUGAAGUUUCGAAUUGAUGGGAAAUACAUUCAUGUCCAUAAAGCUGUUUUGAAAAUCAGGUGUGAGCACUUUCGAUCCAUGUUCCAGUCUUAUUGGAAUGAGGACAUGAAGGAAGUGAUAGAAAUAGACCAGUUCUCUUACCCUGUGUACCGUGCCUUUCUGCAGUACCUCUACACAGACACAGUGGAUCUGCCUCCUGAGGACGCCAUAGGCCUCCUGGAUUUGGCGACGUCUUACUGUGAAAACCGACUGAAGAAGCUUUGUCAGCACAUCAUCAAGCGCGGGAUUACUGUGGAGAACGCCUUUUCCUUAUUCUCUGCUGCGGUCCGAUACGAUGCGGAGGAUUUAGAAGAAUUCUGCUUUAAGUUUUGCAUCAAUCAUUUGACAGAAGUCACGCAGACUGCAGCAUUUUGGCAAAUGGAUGGCCCCCUGCUAAAGGAGUUCAUUGCUAAAGCCAGUAAAUGUGGAGCCUUUAAGAACUGAAGCGCCAGGCUGCGGGGUUUUGUGUGCGUGCUCAGGGGUGCGGUAGGCGUGUCCGGUUUGUGCUCUUCGGGUGAUGUGAUGCUGCAGGUAAAAACACCACGAGGCCGUGUUUCCUCCCACCUCUGUAGGGAUUACAGGAAGGAUGCCCAGCUUCCCUGAGCUGUUAGAAACGUGUAUAUUUUAAAUGCAACCUUUCUUAGAUUUGGGCUGGGACCCUGGGAAAACGAUUUCCAUUUGCUGUCUCCAUUCUCCGUUUUGGCCAGAGGAACUUCUGAACUUGAAAAGGGACCUUAGUGACAGCAGUUCCAGCUCCUGUAGCAUCCUGGCUUGGAUACUGGAGAUGUGUUGUGAGGAGAGGCCCCUCCUCCUGCACCGCAGGUGGGGGCCAGCCCCUGAGGGUAGGGCGUGUGGAAUCCCUGGCUGGUGGCUGGUGCUAGGUUGAUGGUAGCCUGGCCGUAGUGGGGUGUGAGAGGCUGUUUGUGUGCUUGUGUAUUGAUGGCUUCUUAAACUCAAGGUGUAGCAAAAAAAACAAAACAAAACAUUUAACAUGGGUUAAACUUAUUGAAACAAUUACGUAAAGAUAAAUUUCUAGGUUAGCCAAGACUUCUUCAGAUUUAAGUGCAUAAGGAGUAGUUUUUAGAACUGUCACAAAGCUGAUAAUGAAUUAGAAGCUCCACUACUCAUCCAUUACUUAAACAAUAAGGUUUCGUUUUGUUACUUUAUAAACUCAAGUAGACUGCCGCCCCACCCCUACCCUUUGCCCUAUAAAUGCUUACUCCUGGGAGGUAUAUGACACAACAGCGCGUGGCUGCCAGGUUGUCACUAGCUAUGUAUGACUUGAAGUGGUUCUUACAGCCAGCUUUCUUCCAGGACUUAAUGGAAUUUGUUUUAUUUUCUCUUGACCAAAUAUCCUCAUAGAUGUGCCCAUUUGAAACUUCCCUACUUUGCAUUUUGUUCUACUUCUAAAUUGUGUUUGGUAGAAUACUUAGCACAGUUUAACUUUAAAGGCUGAAACUUUGAUCUUCAUGACAAGAUCCUAUUUAAAAAACAUCUGUCUUUUUGGCCUGGUUACGGAGCACGGCGGCCGAGGGCUCCAGGAGCAUCUGGCUGCUGAGUCUGGUCCACCCUCGUGUGAGCUCCCUUCUUGGAUCUCGUUUUCCCCCUGCAGGGACUCCCUUCUGAACAUGGAGCCCACCGGCUUUCUCAGAGCCAAAUUAAUAAAGGGCUUGAAGCCACGCUGCUUGCUGUCAUUCUCCACCAUGUAUUCGAAUGCGUGUGUGGAAUUCAUUGGUGGUGACAGAAGUCAGAAGCUGCAAGUCCCAGCCUCUUUUUCUUGAUCACAUCACCCACGCCUAGUGAAUCACUGGGCUAGAAUUAGCUCUGCAGCAUGGGCGCAGUUUUCUUCCUGGGUUGAAUGCACAUCACCCAGAUUACUGGCAGUGUUUAGAGAUAGUAUUUGCAACAUCACUGCUCCUUAGGCUUAUGAUCUGAACAAAAGGAGAACUUCAGUGUGUGUGCUAUUGCUCUUGAGAAAUCUUUAAAAAAAAAAAAAAGCACAAAUUGAAGUAGUAGAGGCAGAUUCAUUGAUCCAUGCAGCAUCUACUAAGUUUCUGACAUAGAUCAAGAACCACUUCUCAUUAGGUCACUGAGAAACCUGCAUGCAGGGAAAUGAGGAGAGUUAGACCUUCCAAAAGUACUUGAGGAUCUUUUUUUAAAGUUUUUAUUUUUCUACUUGGUUUUGUUGUUGAUCAUAGGAAAUAAAAACUAUUGCUUGAAUUGGCUUUUUUUCAUCUGAUAUAAUAAUGGAAGCCAAAGUAUUUACAUUUCUCAAAACCACCCAUGAUGUGCUCUUGAACUUCUUACUGGAACAAUGUUUGAUAUUCUAGUAUGUAAGCUGUAUUUAUGUAAUGUUAAGAAUGACAUACUAAUAAAUACGCUGUUAAAACAA